Molecule: messenger RNA, 1256 nt
Organism: Alnus glutinosa
Lineage: Eukaryota; Viridiplantae; Streptophyta; Magnoliopsida; Fagales; Betulaceae
Product: septum-promoting GTP-binding protein 1
Exons: 6
Coding region: 177-998 (273 amino acids)
Molecular function (GO): GTP binding; GTPase activity
Source: RefSeq, a predicted model, not a curated record
ACUAAAAAUAACCAUUGAGCCUUUUGAGAUCUCUCUCUCUCUCUCUCUCUCUCUCUUAUGAGAGCCAUUAGAAGCUCAGCUUCCAUUCCCUCUCGUCGCCAAAACCAGAGGACAAGAGACUCAGUCGCGCGGCCGCCAUCAUCGAUCCACCCCACACUCUCCGUCCAUAAACCCAGAUGACUGAACUCGGUCAAAAAAUCGUUCAACUCAGCCUUCAGAGGAGACUUCAACGUCGCAUGUUGAUCCUCCGGCGAUGGUUCCGGAGGCUGUUGGACCGACUUCUCUUGUGCUCCAUAGGGAAACCUAUCCGGUACCGCAUGUUGUCGCAUGCCACGGCGCCAUCUCCGUCUCCUCUAGGCACGCCUGAGGUGGCGCCGGAGGAGCACAUCACGACACCCGUGUAUCAUAACCACGACGUCGACAGCUCCGACUUGGUUGCCUUGAAGAUCACUCUCUUGGGUGAUCGCCAAAUUGGAAAGACCAGUUUUCUGGAGAAGUAUGUAGGGAAUGAGGAAGAACAGGGAGCACAGCAGAAGAAAGAAUUGAAUAUAGUGGAUAAGACAUUAUUGGUUGGAGGUGCACGUAUUUCUUAUUGUAUUUGGGAAGUAGGAGGUGAUAAAAAAGCUUGGGAUCACGUUCCUGCUGCUUGUAAGGAUUCUGUUGCGAUUCUGCUCAUGUUUGAUCUAACAAGUCGGUGUACUCUAAAUAACGUCAUAAGGUGGCAUCAAGAAGCAAUAAAAUGGAAUCAAACGGCAAUUCCAGUUUUAAUCGGAACAAAGUUUGAUGACUUCAUCCAACUCCCCAUAGAUUUGCAGUGGACGAUCGGAAGUCAGGCAAGAGCAUUAGCAAAGGCCCUGAAUGCGACCUUGUUCUUUUCAAGUGCAACCUACAACAUCAAUGUCAAUAAGAUCUUCAAAUUCAUCACUGCAAAGCUCUUUGACCUACCAUGGACUGUGGAGCGGAAUCUGACUGUAGGAGAGCCCAUUAUUGAUUUUUAGUAGACUAAUAUGUAGAUAGCAAAAUCUGUCUAAAUCCCAAGAAAGUGACCUGGAGUCAGCAUGUCACCGGAGUUGUCAUUGUUGUCAGUCCACCUCCUGUUGCUUUUGAAUUUCAUGGAGAAAGGCAGAGGCGGGAGAGCCCACAUCUCCUCCAACUAUGAAUAACAUCUGUGUUGUUCAAGUUCAGCAAUUGUAGAAAGACUUCAAAGCAAGAAGGAAAAAAGAAAAUAGCAGAGAUUUUGCAUCGAUCUUUUCAAA